Molecule: messenger RNA, 2816 nt
Organism: Lycium barbarum (goji berry)
Lineage: Eukaryota; Viridiplantae; Streptophyta; Magnoliopsida; Solanales; Solanaceae
Product: zinc finger CCCH domain-containing protein 34-like
Exons: 3
Coding region: 1024-2550 (508 amino acids)
Molecular function (GO): metal ion binding
Source: RefSeq, a predicted model, not a curated record
UCUAACUUGCGUUUCAGUUUAUACAAUUAUUUGCCCUAUUUUUAUGUAAUGUUCUUGCUAUUUGUGUUUACACUGAUAUAAUAUAUACGUUAAAUUAAUUUCUUGAACUUUGUGUUUAGCAAACACUGCAGUAUAACGGUUUUUCUUUUUUACUAUUAUUACUCUCUUUUAUUAUCUUCAAUUUUAACCUAGGUUCCUAUUUAUAUGAAUAUUUAUGUAAUGUUCUUUCUAUUUGUGUUAAUACUGAUACUAUGUAUAUGUUAAAAUUAGUAUUUUAAACUUUGUGUCUGGCAAAUUAUUACUGUGUAAGUCCGAAUUUAUGUGGCACCUUUCGGAUUUUGAGAGUCAAACGAGUUUUUCUUUGAGCGUAAUUAUUUUGGUAUGCCUUUUGAAUAUUUUGAAUUUUUAAUUAUUGUGACUUAUAUUAGUUAUUACGUAGUUUCAAAUAUGUGAAAUUUAUUUUAAAAAACCUAAAUAUUAUGUGCCAGAAUUCACGGUCAAAAUUAAGAAAUUUGACUCUCGAAAUCUAAAUUGUGCCACAUAAAUUGGGACGAGGGGAGUAUAAAAUUGAAACGGCGUGUGUGUAUUCUGUUGGAUGUAUUUCUGUCUGGAUUAGGUUGCAUUGAUUUCCUGGAUUUCAAUGUGAGGAUUUUGUGUGUUAUGUUAAAGUUUUCUAGUAAUUGAGUCGACGAUGAUAUUGUGGUUGCUGAAGUCGUGAAUUCAGUUAAUCGUCUUUGUUUGGUUUGCUCUAUUGGCACAUUUUCUUUGUUUAAGUUAUUAUUGUGUUUAAUUGUAUUUUGAAACCAGUCACAUGAACGCACUUGACUAUCACUUUUUCGCGAGUUUCAUACCCCAGCUAUGAGUUGUUCCUUUUUCCUACCUGAACUAUCACCAUCUAUGUAUUAAAACACACCUCGAUAACUCCUACCUAAACUAUUACCAUCUACUCAACUAGUUCAUGUAGGAAAAGGGAUCAGCUGAUAGUUGAGUUGUGAAACUCGCGAAAAAGUGAUAGUUCAGGGAAUGGAAUGUGAAUAUCGACAUAGUGAGAUAGCGAGGCUCAACCCCAGGGAUUGUUGGUACUGGCUGGCGGGAAGCUGUCUUAACCCAACAUGUGCUUUUCGGCAUCCGCCAUUAGAGAGCCGUGCUGAGACAUCAACUGAACCUGGUCCUCCACCCAAUAAAUCUGCAGUGCCUGUUAAAAAGACAAAUUUUCCCUGUUACUUCUAUUUCAAUGGCUAUUGCAAUAAAGGUGAAAGAUGCUCAUAUCUGCAUGGACCUGAUGAUGGUACAACUGCAUGGAAAUCCUCAAAAAUAGCUUCUGGAGUCCCUGAUGGACCAACAGCCGAGAAGAAGAUAUCUGCAGGAAGUGAAACUGGUCCUUCAGCAGUCGAAAAACAUCCCGAUUCUUCUGAAACUGGGCCCAAGGCAGCAGCAUGUGAAUAUGUCAAAUCAAAAGUAGAUCUCCAUUUGACGACUAAUAAUGUUGGUGAGCAGAUUGCUUCUCAUGAGACUUCAGAAUCCCUUUCUGAAGAAGCUACUGCAGUCAGGUUAGAUUCUUUAGUCCCUGCUGAAUGCUUUAGCCAAGGAGAAUCCGAUUUGUCCCCCAACCAGAGCUCAGACGAAGAAGUGGAGGACAACGUGGAGAGAGAAGAGUUGUUAGAAUCAUCUCCUGGUUUUGAUGUUCUUGUUGAUGAUAGAGUAGAAGGUUUGGGUCACGAAGAUGAUCACCAGUAUAUGCCGCACCAUGAUAUGGAAGACAGGGAGCUUGAUGAACGGUUUGCUGGAUAUGAUUUUGAGAACAGCCUCGAGUAUGAUCCUUCAUAUCCAGAUAUGAGAAUUGCAUCUGAUCAAGAACAAGACGGUUCUUAUUAUAACGUUGAGAAUCAUGAAAUAAAUGAACAUGUCAGAGAAAUCCCUAUCCCUGCUCAUGGAAGACAGAAUGUACCACAUAAAAGAAGGUUGUCUAGAGAACUGCCUUUUCGUAGCAGAGGCAAUGUUGACCUCCGGGACCUUCUGAAGAGGCGUCGAGGCAAUGAAAGUGAUCCUCCAAAUCACUUGUCCAGAAGGUUUGACCUGUCUAGAUCGAAUGCCCAUGAGCAAAGCAGGGAUAGGUAUCGUCGUCCACAGGGUUCCCGGUGGAUGCCUCAAAGACUGGCUUCAAAAGUGGAAAGCAACGUUUCUUUCUCCUCCGGCUUUGUGGAGAGUGCUGAACAUCUGAAAAAGUUAAGACAAUCUCAAGGAAGCAGUUACAGACAGCAACAUUUCAAGGACAGGAGACGGGGCCGGUCGCGGCCUUUUGCAAAUGAACCCCCUAGGAGGAUGACUUAUAGGGAGAGAUUGACUGAAGCUCCUAAGAUCUUUAAUGCUCCCAAGACUCUAGCUCAAAUUAGAGAAGAAAAAAGGAGAGGAAGAGAAGAUGGUGAUUCUUUCGAGAGAACAGCGCCAUCUGGAGUAAGUGAAAGAGAAGAUUUUUCUGGUCCAAAACCUCUAAGUGAAAUUCUCAAAGACAAAAGGAGGCUAGGUUCAGUAGUGACCUUGAGCAAUUAGUAGAAUUUAAAGGUUUUGAUGAAACAUGUCUGAAAAAAUGUCUAUAGGAUUAUGAUGAAAACUUAGAUUUGGAAAAGCUUUAUUGCAGCUUGGUGCAAAGUUUUGUUAAAGGGAAGUGAACAUUGUAAAAUUUUCUGGAUUAGCAUGUGAAACUUCACAAAAUUUUGAAACAGCUAAGUCAUCGAUAAGUGGUACUAGAAGAAAUUGUGCAAUUGAAUAUUACAGGUAAAUUGAAAAAUAGCCUUUUUUCUAUGGAAAUGCACAGU